AUGGGGCCCGUACAGCUUCAGCUUCAGCUGUUGGUGGUCUUGGUGCUCUCUGCAGCUGUCUCCGUGCUGGCGAACAUAGCCCUAGCGGGUCCAUACUCUGUGGAUCUCGAAGAAUUUUCACCGUGUGAUGGGAUUGGCAGUCUUUCUAUCGAUUUCAACGUUAAACUCGUCAGUAAGGAUGGCAGAACUGUUUAUGAUGGUAACAUGACGUUUCCAUACGACUUGGACGACGAGAACUUGCUGACCAAUGUAAAGACCUACAUGUGGGGUAGUACUGGUGGUUGGGGCGAAUUGUAUAAUGUGACACACUACGAUCUUAUACGGUACAUGAUGAACAACUUCCCAAACGUCUUCGCGAUUUUCUUCGGUCCCAUGGGCAUCACAGGAAAGCCAGUUCCAGUUGGUACCUACCACAUAGAAAACUUCAGACCUACGGGGUUCAAACUGAAAAAGAUGGAUGCUCUGAUGUUUGGUUGCUACAAACUUAUGGCGAUACAGUCCAAAGAUGAUGUUGACCUCGGUUGUCUUCAGUUCAUCACCUAUGUCAAGGAAGACGCCUCUGUGGUGCCAGCUGACAAGAUGAGCGGUACGCCGAACAACGGAUGAAAACACAUGGAAACACGAUCAUAAAAAUUAAGUCGCACGCGCAAACGGACACGUACACGCUACUGCCCAACUAAUAUGAGAUGUUUGUACAGAAAAUAAACG
Messenger RNA from Schistocerca gregaria, 708 nucleotides. RefSeq lists its product as uncharacterized. Lineage: Eukaryota; Metazoa; Arthropoda; Insecta; Orthoptera; Acrididae. The transcript is spliced from 5 exons. Bases 1 to 606 code for a protein of 201 amino acids. The record is from RefSeq and is a predicted model, not a curated record.